This is a messenger RNA of Arvicanthis niloticus (Nile rat), 2934 nucleotides long. Lineage: Eukaryota; Metazoa; Chordata; Mammalia; Rodentia; Muridae. The record is from RefSeq and is a predicted model, not a curated record.
GAUCGUGGCUGUGGCGGUAGCGACUGAGGCGGCAGUAUGGAGGGCGAGAGCACGUUGGGGGUGCUGUCUGGCUUCGUGCUCGGCGCGCUCACCUUCCAUCAUCUCAACACAGACUCAGACACGGAAGGUUUUCUCCUCGGUGAAAUGAAAGGUGAAGCCAAGAAUAGCAUUACUGAUUCACAGAUGGACAAUGUUAAAGUUGUUUAUACAAUCGACAUUCAGAAAUAUAUUCCAUGCUACCGGCUUUUUAGCUUUUAUAAUUCUUCAGGUGAAGUAAACGAACACGCACUGAAGAAAAUUCUUUCAAAUGUCAAAAAGACUGUGGUGGGUUGGUAUAAAUUCCGUCGUCACUCGGAUCAGAUAAUGACAUUUAGAGAGCAGUUGCUCCACAGAAACUUACAGACGCAUCUUUCAAGCCCAGAGCUUGUUUUUCUGUUGUUAACACCAAGUAUAACAACAGAAAGCUGCUCCACGCACUGCCUGGAACACGCCUUAUAUAAACCUCAAGGGGGGCUUUUUCAUAGGGUACCUUUGGUGGUUACCAAUCUGGGAAUGUCUGAUCAACUGGGUUAUAAAACAGAGUCUGCUUCCUGUACGUCUACUGUCUUUAGCAGAGCUGUAAGGACACACAGUUCUCAAUUUUUUAACGAAGAUGGAUCAUUAAAGGAAGUACAUAAGAUAAAUGAAAUGUACGCUGCUAUACAGGAAGAGUUAAAGAGUAUAUGCCAAAAAGUUGAACAAAGUGAACGAGAAGUAGAGAAACUAUUGAUGGAUGUAAACCGGUUAAAAGAAGUUAGAAAAAAGCAGCAAGCACAGACUGAAGCAGCAGGAGAGAAGAUUCUCCAAGAAAAUCCCCAGGAGAACAUUCUUCUUUGUCAAGCUUUACGAACGUUUUUCCCAGAGUCUGAAGUUCUUCAUUCUUGUGUUAUUUCUUUGAAAAAUAGACAUAUUUCUCCCAGUGGGUGUAACAUUAACCACCAUCUUGAUGUGGUAGAUAAGCUGACUUUGAUGGUGGAGUGCGUUUACAGCCCUGCAGCCAGUCCAGCGCCUGCAGCUCAGCCGAGUAAACGCAAAGCUCCAGACACACACGACCAGUGGUCUGUGAAGAAGCCACGGCUGCUAGAGACAGAGAGCAGACCCGUGACAGCACCCCGCAGAAAUCACCAAGACAAAGCAUCCUCAAGCAGCCUAGAUAUAGACACAGAGAUGGGGAGCCCGGAAGACGAUGCUGACUAUCCGCGCUCUCCCACAUUUUGAUUCUUUUUAUUUUUUUUUUUUUGACUUUUUUUUUUUUUUUUUUUGACAUUUUUUUUUUUACUAGACUGAGGUUUAGGGCACUUCUUUUAUUUUUCCUUUUUGCCUCCUGGAGUAAUACAUAGAAAAGCUCAUGUUUUUACUCUAUUCAGCUGUUUGUAAUACAUGGAUAUUUUUAUAGUUCAACUGCUUAUAAUAUAUAGAACAUUCUUCAAGUUGGGAAGAGAAGCUUCACAACAUGGAAAGCAACAUAGAUGUUUGUAAACCUUGGCCUCGGACUUUGUUCAGCUGGCACGGACAUCUGUUAUCAAGACUGAUAACCUGAGUUGGAUUUCUGAGACUCCCACAGUGAAGGAAAGAACCCACUCCCACAGGCUCUUCUGACUUCCACACAUAUAUGACCAUGGCAAAUACAGGAAACCCCCAUAAAUAAAUGUAGUAAAAAUUUUAAGGUUUGUAAAAUCUUAUUUUUAUCUAAGUUUUUAAGAUUCUUACUGAAGAGAGAGCCCAGCAUUUAAGAGUGCUUGAAGUAUGGUUCCCAGCACUCACGUCAGGCAGCUCACCACCACCUGUCACUCCAGCUCUAGGAGAUCCAGUGCCCUCUAGUGCCUUCCUCCAGAGCACACACACACACACACACACACACACACACACACACACGUGCACACUCACACAUACAUGCACAUGCACACACAGGAGAAACAUAAAAGAAGAGCUCUCAUUUAAAGACGACAGCAUAUUGAGGUGGACUUACUGGUAGCAUCUAUAUGCAGCUCCUAUUCAACAGGUUCGGGCUAGAUGACUACUUGAGCUCAGGGAAUCUCAGAAACUGUCCUUGUAUAUGUAUUUGUCUUUUCACCUGUUUUAUGAAGUGUACACAUAGUAUCUUCAUGUUCAGUCAGUGGAUGUGAACACUGUACACUCCACCCUUGGUCUUCCACUUGUUGCUUCCUAGAGUAGCUACAUAAGACACAGAUGGCAGUGACACUUUGAUCUGGGUGUUGAUAGGCACUGAUUAUGUGGGGUCUGAAGCCUACCCAGGGGAUGUUUCACUGGUGAUGUAAGUGAAUUGGUGCUGUGUGGGGCAGGAAAAAGAGAGCCCCAGUUGUCAAUUGAGCCUACUCACAUCACAGGUGACUGGAAGCAGAUUGUACACAUCAUCCUUCCUGUAAGAACACUAUCUGUUUAAGGAUAGGCUGGUCCAGUAUCAAUCCCAGUGUUCGUCUCUGCAUAGAGAACCCUGUUACUAUCAGGUUCAAUAAACAUUUACUUGUCAGUUGUCCUCUGACAUGUGCCAAGUACACAGUGUUGUUCCAUUUAAACCUGGGCAUAGUGGUGUGCACAUGGAGUCCUAGCACUGACGAUGCAGAGGUAAGAGGCUCCCUGCUGCUUGUUAGUUAGCUGGUUUAGCCUAUGUGAAUUUUACAUUCGGUGGAGACACAUUGAGGAAGACACCUCAUAUCAACCCCUGGCCUCCAUAAACUCCUGUGCACAUUGCACAAACAAAAACCAAAAUGACUCCAAGCAAAUUUAAUGCCACAGUCAUUCACGUGGGAUUCAAACAAACACUCUGCCUUUCUAGAACCAUUCCCUAAAACUAUAAGAACAAAAUCUAGGCUGGGUUGGAAUUGUAAUAGAAGCCCUCUCUUAAUAAUCUGUACUACAUAAGUAAGUUGUGAC